UUAUAAUAAUGCAGAACUAUAGUAAGUUUUUGUCAAUUUUAUUGCUGUCGACACUCAUCGAAUAUAGCUAUGAAUUAAUGAGGAAUGAUGGAAUGGGCAGUACGUCAUUGACGAUGUUCAAGGACAUGGAGGGGGAAUGCAACACGUAUUGUUUUGGAAUUGUAAAACCCAUAUUGCAGCAGUCGAAGCAAACACAGUUUGUGGAAUUGCAGGAUAAAAUCAGAGACCUACAUGCGAUUAUCAAGAAUACAGAGAAACAAUUGGCGGACGUACAAAUAAAGCUAGGAGUCUGUGAAGACGCAACUCAAAAUAGGGAAACUCUGUCAAAGGAGCAACUAAAUCGAAAGUCAAUGCAGUUAACAGAAUUGCAGCAGAAAACAAAUGAACAAGAUGCGGGCUUAAAGAAAAUGGAAAGAGAGUUGAUUAGUCUCAAAAGUAAAAUUGGUAUUUGUGAAGAAGCCGUCAAAAAUCGAGAGGUUCAAUAUGACCAACUAGUUGAUUUAAAUGUGUCUUGUAACAACAGCAGCAAAAUUAAAGAUGAACUAUUGGCAACAAGUAAGGCUCUCGUAGAAAGACACAAGUCUGCAGCUCGAUCUGAUAUAAUUAAAGUCGAAUUGAAGGAUAAUCAAAUAAAGGAAAUGGAUACCCAACUUAAGGAAAAAGAUAAAGUUAUAUCAGCACAAAGUUCCAAAAUUGAAACGUUACUUACAACGAUAACAAAACAAACUGAUGAAAUAUCUGAAUUCAAAACACAACUCAACGACUGUCAAUCGUCAAAUUGCUAUGGCAAAUCUACGGACGUUCAUGUUAUAAGGGUACCCGGAUCUGAGCCGUUUCCAGUAUUCUGUGAUUCCAAUCUGGCCGAUCCGGGAUGGACUGUAAUUCAACGGCGACGGGAUGGGUCUGUAACGUUUAAUCGCAAUUGGACUGAUUAUACUUUGGGAUUUGGUGAUUUACGUGGAGAAUUUUUUAUUGGAUUAGAGAAACUAUACUUGCUGACACAAUCACUGCACCAUGAACUCUAUAUUUUUCUACAGGGAUUUAAUGAAGAUAGUAGAUAUGCACGUUAUGAUCACUUUUUGAUAGCCAACGAGACUGAGGCUUUUAAAAUAUUAUCGUUAGGACAUUAUAAAGGAACGGCAGGAGAUGCCUUUGCAUCACAAAAGGAUAUGAAAUUCUCAACGCCCGAUCGGGACAAUGAUCAAAGCUCUGGUAAUUGCGCCAAAGAAUUUAGAGCUGGUUGGUGGUACAGAAAGUGCUAUUACUGUAAUUUGAAUGGACAAUAUUAUAAUGGCAGAACAACAAAUCAGUAUGGAAUCAAUUGGUUUUCUUGGCAUAAAAAUUCACUACAAUUUGUGCAAAUGAUGAUAAGACCUAAGCCACAUUAAUGCAUUGAAUUAAACAUAUUUUUUUAUAAUGCU
Drosophila innubila is the source of this 1421-nucleotide messenger RNA. Its product is annotated as fibrinogen-like protein 1. NCBI's taxonomy places the organism in Eukaryota, Metazoa, Arthropoda, Insecta, Diptera, Drosophilidae. The transcript is spliced from 3 exons. The coding region runs from base 9 to 1388 and encodes 459 amino acids. The record is from RefSeq and is a predicted model, not a curated record.